GAAGCGGCAGCUACGUCACGCGUAGGGAAUGCGGUGCGGAGCUGCUGAAGGCCUUGCUACAAAGUGAGUAAACGACGCUAAGCUAAAGGAAAGUGGUCCCGGGUUAACUUUCACUGACCUCCGGUUCGUCCGCUGGAGGCCGAGGGUCCAGACCGAGCGGCGGCUUCGGGCGAUGAAACCCAAAGGAAGAACAGAGUCACUGUAAAUCUACUGCAAAAGAUUCGGAGGCCUGCUAUGUCCGGUCCCACUUGGCUUCCACCAAGGACUCUGGACAGUCCAGAGCGAGCCAUCCCCCAGAUGUCCCACUCUGCAGCAUCAGCAAUUUACCGGGCCCCCAACAAGAAGGGCACUUCUGAUUUCCGGCCAAAGUAUGUCGGUCCAUAUGACCAGAACGGUGGAGGAGGAGGAGCAGGGGGGAUGGCCAACCGGUACUUGGCUACUGGACCUACAGGUGGUCCCAUUCACCAUUCGUCUAGCGAUCAUUAUUACACCCCUCCCCAUGGUCCCAAAGAAGACCGCAACUGGAGCCCCCACAUGGACAGUUAUGAGCUGAUGCACCGUGGUCCUGAAAAAUCAACAAGCCAUCACUCCAAAAUCGACGCUGAAAUUGACUCCCUCACCAGUAUGUUAGCUGAUCUUGACAGCCAUCAUGACUCCAGCUCACAACUAUACGACAAUGUGCCUUACAACAAGUACCUCUCAGGGGAUCACUAUAAGCCUGCACACCACAGCGGAGCCCCUCCUCAGGGUCGGACAUCCAUGGGCUACCCCCCCCAUCCACAGAGCCAAUACCACCCAGCGCCCCCCUACCCCAGCGAGCACCAGACACCUCAGUACCCCACCUCGCACCAGCAGGACUACUACUCCCCAUCGUCCUCCUCCACCCCUAAACCGUACCCUCAGCCGGUCCCUGCAUCCUACACCACCGCCUCCACCCCCACCGGGCCCCGCUUCAGUGUCCAGGUCAAGACAGCCCAGCCCGUCACCUACUCUCAGACGGGGAGGCAGGCUGAGCAGGCCUACACCCCGCCCCCUCCACGCCAGCAUGUGUCCCGCCCCCCAGCCCAGACUCAGGCGGGUCCACAGGGCUGGUACUCCUCUCAUCCCAGCUCGCAAGCUCAGGAGGUCCACAUUGAGACAGGAUACGGCUCAGGGUCUGCAGGCAGAGUAAACCAGGUCCCUAUGUCAAAGAGGGGGCUGGACAGCAAUGCAUCAGGGUCUACACAGAGUCCGGCUUAUCAGACCAGCAAGGGGGCAGUAACAACCAGACCUGAGGAGGAGUUGGAUCGCCUCACCAAGAAGCUGGUCUACGACAUGAACCACCCACCUGCCGAGGACUACUUCGGACGCUGUGCUCGUUGCGGUGACAAUGUGGUUGGUGACGGCAGCGGGUGCAUUGCGAUGGAGCAGGUUUUCCAUGUGGAGUGUUUCACAUGCAUCACCUGUCACGCCCGUCUCCGAGGGCAACCGUUCUACGCCCUGGACAAGAAGAGUUACUGUGAGAGCUGUUACAUUAGUACACUAGAGCGUUGUUCAAAAUGUUCCAAGCCAAUCCUGGACCGAAUCCUACGUGCCAUGGGGAAGGCCUACCAUCCACGCUGCUUCACAUGUGUGGUGUGUAACUGUUGCUUGGACGGUGUGCCCUUCACCGUGGAUGCCACCUCUCAGAUACACUGCAUAGAGGACUUCCACAGGAAGUACGCGCCUCGCUGCUCAGUGUGCGGCGAACCCAUCAUGCCUGAACUGGGACAAGAGGAAACAGUAAGAAUAGUUGCUCUGGAUCGCAGCUUCCAUGUCAACUGUUACGUCUGUGAGGAAUGUGGUCUCCUGCUGUCGUCCGAGGGUGAGGGGCGGGGCUGUUACCCGCUGGACGGCCACAUCUUGUGCAAGAGCUGCAGCGCCCGUCGAAUCCAGGAUCUUUCAGCCAAAAUCUCCACCGAUUGCUAACAAAGCUCUGAAUCUAAAGCUUCCCCUUCCCAUCGUCCUCACUUUACCAGCACAGGGUUCAGUGAUGAAAACAUCUGACUCAUAAUGUAACGGUGAACACCUUCCAUAUCUUUCAGCUCCUAAGAAACAAUGCUUUAUUCUGUUGUGAGCUACAAUCUAUGGUAACCAUCGCUGUAGCUCCCUCUGUUGGUUUGCAACAGUAACUUCAUCUGUAGAGGAGAUAUUUUCUUUGAUACUGGUUCAACUAAAAGCAAGAAGAGAGGUAAUUCAUUCUGUCUGCUUUCAGUCAGAUUUUCUACUGUAUCUGUCCUUUUUUGGUAUUCAGCUUCACCGUUUGUCAUUUUCACUUCAGUAUUAGUAUGACAGUAGGGUGAUCUGUAGGCAGCUCAGGGUCCAUUCACCAACAUCGGUACUGGUGAAACCACCAGCGAAAACAGUUAGUAAUGGACUGCAUGGUACCAAGACCACUCCACCCAACCUUAUUUGGUUUUCCAAUCAGGCAAGAGUUGUACUUAGAAUACCUGAUAUGUAGAUUUUUUUUUAAUUUUUUUUUUGUAUCCGCUCAGUCAAGGCUCCAAAUGAGUUUAGACGAUACCAAAACAUGAUUACUGCCAGGUCAUACAAAAUCACACUUACGGUGUUGUCAUUGUAUGAAACGAAAUUGAACCAACCAAGACUACACAAAAAAGUUACAAUAAAAAUACUUAUUUUAGAAUAGCAAUAAUUACUACAAUAAAUGUCAAAUCAUUAUUAUAAUCAUGCAUAUUACACAUUAUCAACAUAGCAUUUUGAAAUAGCUAAAUUCUUUAUAUUUGAUAAAAACUCAGACUCAAAUAUGCAAAGUCAAUGCUGCAAUAUUCAACAUGAAAAUAACAGUGCAGUUCAAAUGCAGCAGAAUUGUAUGCAAUGAGUCAGUGUGGAAGCAAUGACAAAAUGUGUUUUAACACAAGUUAAUGGAGAGAGUAAUCAUGAUACUGUAAAAUAAUCACCUUGUUCAGAUGAUUGUGAUAUCAUUUACGUAACAGGUCUUGUCAAAAGGCUUGUUUUUGGUCCUUAGUAAAAGUUGAAGAUGGUUAUUUGUGGUUAUUUAUGAUCAGAACAUGAUAAACACUCGCCAAAUACUAUAACUAUACAGAAAUGUACUGGAAGUAACAACAAAAACAUGCUAAACACAACCUUGCACCUAGGCAUAAGCAUAGGUUGGUUUCCAGUCACUCCCAAAACUACCUUACCUACAUUAUAUUUCUGUUACAUUCAUUUAUUGAACUAUAUUGCAUAUUAUAUGACCUGCAAAAUGAGGAGGUGUAGAUGUUACAUACAUUUACGUUGUGUUGAAAAAUUUUGUUUGUUGUCUUAUCUAUACUGGGAAGUACGAUAUCUAAUAAUAUAAAAUUAAAAGGAGUUAGGUCGAGUUGGUACCAUGCCGUAGUAAAGCACUAUGAGGUGUGAUAAUAAUGAACAAAGGUUGAGGAUAUCUGAUGGUAAUACAACAGGAGCUAUAGGUUUAUAAAACACCAACAUCCAAGUGUUGAACUGCCUCAAAAUGCGAACUUUUAAAGCACAUAAUGCAACUGUUAGUGUACAUAAUGGGCAGGUUUAGUUCGACUGAUGAAACUAUGUGAGGCACAUGUACCCUUUAGUGCAGUUUUUCUGUUUUGCAGUGAAAUAGCAUCAUAGAACCAGAAAUGUAGACAGACCGAAUGUGUAGUGACUUAAUCCAAACAACUUUUUUUUUUUUUCCUUUAGCUUUUCUUUAAUAUUAGAACAAAUCUCUCAACUCCAUCUCAAUAUCACGUUAUGCUUUUUCACGUCUGUAGCACAAUUCUCAACAGUUCUUCUCUCUUUAGUCGUCCAAAAUAACAUGUUUGAAUGUCUGAAAAACAAUCUGCUGUUUGACUUUUCUUGUUUUUGUUUUAAUGAUUGUCGUUGGUCAAUACUUGACUGUUACGUCGAAGAAGGUGCAAUGAAGUCAAAUGCUUUUCUUUCUUUCUGUCUAAAGGAAAACAGGGUGUUGGGCCACUUCCAAAGCUUGAAACCAUCCUUAUGUGUAAAGCUUGAGCCUCGCCUCAUAUGAAGACUUUGUACGAUUUAUGUGCCAUUUUUAAAGGGGAAAAGUGACACCUGCACAUGCAAAAUGAUGAUAUAAUGUGAAAUUUAAUUAUAACACCAUACUGGGUACUGAUUUUACUUGAUUGAAAUGAUUUAUUAGAGGUAAAACAUGUUAAGUUUGCAAAUUUUGGGCAAAAGAAGCUCAUCUCUGCAGAGUUUAUCUUUAUCGAUUCUUGCACUCGACUCCAGUAUUUGUUUUGAGUUUAACCUCCGUCUUUUUCCGUCCUGAUUCCUGUAUAUGUGUAACUUCUCAAGGGCUAGAAAUGUUAAAGCCUUACCUCAAAGAUGUCAAAUUGUGAACCUUACCACGAUCUACUCCAUUUGUUAAUUUAUCUCAUGGUGUAAAUACUGUGAUAGCUGCUUUUCAUCGACUCAAUCAUUUAAUUCACGCUCAGAUGUCUUUUUUUUUUUUUUACUCCUGACCCCACGCUGUGUCAUAUCAGUUUUCAGUUACUCAUUGUUAAAUAUAUGUUACAUUGAAAUUGCUGUGAAUCGAAGAAUGUGGUUCUGCAGCGCAUGAAGAAGGAAAGACAACACUGUUUUGUACCGAACAAACAGGUUUUUAACGAGACUGUGCACAUAAGGGUGUAUUUUCUCUAAAUACAGGUUGUAGUGAUAUAAUUAUUAAAAUGUCCAUAUGUC
Molecule: messenger RNA, 4698 nt
Organism: Sphaeramia orbicularis (orbiculate cardinalfish)
Lineage: Eukaryota; Metazoa; Chordata; Actinopteri; Kurtiformes; Apogonidae
Gene: trip6
Product: thyroid hormone receptor interactor 6
Exons: 11
Coding region: 235-1947 (570 amino acids)
Biological process (GO): cell-cell adhesion
Cellular component (GO): stress fiber; focal adhesion
Source: RefSeq, a predicted model, not a curated record